Eufriesea mexicana is the source of this 1431-nucleotide messenger RNA. RefSeq names its product peptidyl-prolyl cis-trans isomerase-like 6. The record is from RefSeq and is a predicted model, not a curated record. Lineage: Eukaryota; Metazoa; Arthropoda; Insecta; Hymenoptera; Apidae. Gene Ontology annotation, cellular component: cytoplasm. Gene Ontology annotation, biological process: protein peptidyl-prolyl isomerization. Gene Ontology annotation, molecular function: peptidyl-prolyl cis-trans isomerase activity. Bases 1 to 1431 code for a protein of 476 amino acids. The transcript has 10 exons.
AUGUUUCAAAUAGAAUGGCACGAAUACAUUCAUAAAAUGAAAAGACAAAUCGGAGGAAAAAUGUGGUCAUUAACACAAACUGUUGCUGUUUUUAUUAAUGAUGAAUUUCUUGGAAGUGAUGUGGAAUUUUUACGCUAUAUAAGUCAAAAUUAUAUCUUUAGUUUACCUGUUGGAGUAGAAUUUUAUGAAAAUCUCGCUACAGAACGUUGUAAACAAUUUAUCGAAAAAUCUAAAAGGAAAUAUGUUUAUUUCACAUUUUCGUUAAAUAAUUCAACUAUUGGUUCAUUUGUAUUUGUGCUAUAUUCUGAUUUGUUACCAUUAACUUGUCAAUACUUUCUAAAUCUUUGUACUGGAUAUGAUGAAGUGAAAGAAUGUUAUAAAGAUGCUUAUUAUAUAAAUACACAUUUGCAUCGUAUUGUAAAAAAUGGAUGGAUCCAAUGUGGAGGAUUUGAAUCACACCUAAUCAAUGAAAAUACUGCAAAUGUUGAAAUACCUGAUGAAUCUUAUUGUAUCCCUCAUGAUCGUAGAGGAGUUCUUUCUAUAGUAAAUAAUGGAAAACAUUGUAACAAAUCACAGUUUAUUAUAUGUUUAAAACCAAAUCCGUGGAUGAAUUAUUUCUAUGUUGCUUUUGGACAGCUUGUAGAUGGUGCUAGAACUCUAAAAAUAUUAGAAAAUAUUUCAACAUAUUAUGAACAUCCUAUUAAACAGGUAAUAAUUUCACGAUGUGGAGAAUAUAUUUUUGGUGAUGAAAUUAAGAUGGAAACUGAAUCAAAGAUCUUUUUUGAACAUUCAUCACCAAUAAGCAUGGAAGGAGAAAAUGUAAGAGUCAGUGACAGUGCAUUUAAUUUCUGCUCUAUCACACCAUGGCUUGAUAAUAUUGUUGAUAAGGUAGAUGUUCGUGAUACUAAAUCACUUUUGAUAGCUGAACAGUAUUUAAAUGGUCUUUACUGUCUUUCAAGUGAUUAUGAACCAGGAAUGGAUAUGCGUGUUUAUGAAAAAAUAUAUUUAAUUGGUAUGGCAAAAUAUGAUACAACAACUACUAAACUUCAUGAUUUAUUACUGAAUUUUCGACCAGAUACAAUGACUGAACGAGAAAAAAUUAUAUUUGUAUCAGAAAUUUCAAAGAUUAUUUUAGCUUAUAUCUUUCAUCAUGAACAUAAUGAAUUUUGUUUACAACAUAUUUCAUUGAAUACUCAUGCAGUUAUACAUAAAGUAUUAAAAAUUGCACACGAAAUAUCAUUGAAAGCUAUUGAAAAGGCCGAAACGAAAUCUUUAAUUUUUCAGAAAUGCCGCUAUUCAAAAAUCAGGAAAAUGUUUGAAGUAAACCAUGUCAAUAAUAUAUUAGUCUCUGAAGAUUGCAUGUCAUUACUAGAAGAAAUAUUAAAUAAAGCUAUAGUAUGUUUAAUGAGAACUUUUGAAAUUCAAGAAUAA